AUGACUCGACGACUGGUCACAGUCAGACGAGUCUCACUGCUCACUCCAAUCCCCGACGCGGACCUGAUAGAGUCUGCCACCGUCGACGGAUGGACCUGCGUAGUAGCAAAAGGCGAGCACAAGGUCGGGGAAUUGUCUGUAUACUUUGAGAUUGACAGCUUUCUCCCCGCUUUGGACGAACGUUACUCCUUUCUGAAAGUCAAGGCCACCAAGCACGACGACUUUGAAGGCAUCCGCAUCAAGACCAUCAAGCUUCGCAAGGUCCUAUCCCAGGGUCUCCUCGUACCACUUACCAAGUUCCCUGAGAUCAACGCUAUUCUCCAAGACCUACAGAAGAAAUGUGGCAAAGAAGAUGCGGACAAGGAAUUGCAGAGCAUGAGCUUUGAAGACAUCCUCGGCGUUCGAAAGUGGGAGCCCCCCGUUUAUGAGCAGGGAAAGCCAGCUGGACUUGCUCCCUUCCCGGUCUUUGUAAACAGAACCGACCAGGAACGUGUGCAGAAUCUACCGAAUGUAUUCGAAGAAUGGGGUGAUGCGGUGUUUCAAGAAUCCACCAAGAUGGACGGAUCUUCCAUGACAGUCUACUUCAUCCGAAACGAUAGCACCCAUAUCAGCACCCUCCCUACAUUCGCGCAGCAAGAUCACGAGACUCUUCGACACCUGCCAAGCGGCACAGUGGGAGUCUGCUCGCGCAACCGCGACAUUGCGCCAGACCCAAGCAAUCACUUCUGGUCCGUUGCGCUGCGACAAAAUAUCCCAUCCAAGUUGAACGAGCUGAACCGCAACAUUGCCAUCCAGGGCGAACUCUGCGGUUCUUCCAUCCAAGCCAACUUUGAGGGAUUUCAGAAGGGGUUCCACGAUAUAUAUGUGUUUAGUGUAUGGGACAUUGACGCGCAGAAGUACCUGCUCCCACGGGAAGUACACGAAGAGUUGGUCCCGAAACUGGGACUCAAGCAUGUGCCUGUUACUGGGUAUUGGCUGCUGAAGGACAUUGCAACUGGUUUGAGGGAUAUUUUGGAACGGGCUGAGGGGAAAGGGAUUAAUGGACGUAAGAGGGAGGGGAUUGUGUUGAAGGAGGUUCGUGGGGAGUUUAGCUUCAAGGCGAUUUCUAAUUCUUAUUUACUUCGAUAUGGACAGUAG
Molecule: messenger RNA, 1137 nt
Organism: Pochonia chlamydosporia 170
Lineage: Eukaryota; Fungi; Ascomycota; Sordariomycetes; Hypocreales; Clavicipitaceae
Product: RNA ligase, DRB0094 family
Exons: 1
Coding region: 1-1137 (378 amino acids)
Source: RefSeq, a predicted model, not a curated record